CUUGUCCCGCAGUAGCGAGGUGAAGUGGCGCAACUCUUCCUACUCGGAGCGGAGCAGCGGAAGAGGCAGCACGUCUGUCGCUGCUGCACACUCGAGAUCAUGGUCAUCAUGCACGUUCUGUUCGAGCAUGCCUCCGGGUACGCGCUGUUCGCCGUCAAGGAGGUGGAGGAAGUCGGCAUGCUUCUUCCUCAGGUGGAGGAGAGCGUGCUGAACAUCAGCAAAUUCAAGAACAUGGUCAGUCUGGCGGCCUUCUUCCCCUUCAAGUCGGCUCAGACGGCGCUGGAAAACGUCAAUGCCAUUUCUGAAGGUAUCGUACACGCCGACUUGAAGUUGUUCCUUGAGACGAACCUUCCUCGUUCGGGAAAAAAGAAGUCCAUUCUGGGAGUGUCCGACGCAAAGAUCGGCGCUGCACUUCAGGAAGAGUUUGGCAUCUCCAUCCAGACGACCGGCGUUGUGGCUGAGCUCACCAGAGGUGUGCGCCUGCACUUCCACACCCUGGUGAAGGGACUGACCGCUCAGGCCGCCUCCAAGGCUCAGCUGGGUCUCGGCCAUAGCUACUCCCGAGCAAAGGUCAAGUUCAAUGUCAACAGGGCAGACAACAUGAUCAUCCAGUCCAUCGCUUUGUUGGACCAGCUGGACAAAGACAUCAAUACCUUCUCAAUGAGAGUCCGCGAAUGGUACGGUUACCACUUUCCGGAGCUGGUCAAGAUCGUUUCGGACAAUUCCAUGUACUGCCGCCUCGCUCAACUCAUCGGCAACAGAAAGGAGCUGUCGGAGGAGAGUCUUGAGGCCCUGGAGGAGGUGGUGAUGGAUGCAUCCAAAGCUCAGGCCAUUGUGGAGGCCUCUCGCUCCUCCAUGGGCAUGGACAUCUCCCCCAUCGACCUCAUCAACAUCGAGCGGUUCUCCAACCGGGUCGUGUCCCUGGCAGCGUACCGCCUGGAGCUGCAGGAGUACCUGCGCUCCAAGAUGAGCCAGGUGGCUCCGAACUUGGCAGCUCUGAUCGGAGAAGUGGUUGGCGCUCGGCUCAUCUCCCACGCUGGCAGCCUGACCAAUCUGGCCAAGUACCCCGCCUCCACCGUCCAGAUCCUCGGAGCGGAGAAGGCCCUGUUCAGAGCUCUCAAAACCCGGGGAAACACCCCCAAGUACGGACUGAUCUUCCACUCAACGUUCAUCGGCCGCGCUGCCGCCAAAAACAAGGGGCGCAUCUCUCGCUACCUGGCCAACAAGUGCACCAUCGCCUCGCGAAUCGACUGCUUCUCAGAGAUACCGACCAGCGUGUUUGGGGACAAGCUGCGCGACCAAGUUGAAGAGCGAUUGUCUUUCUACGAAAGUGGAGAGGUUCCGCGGAAGAACGUGGACGUCAUGAAAGAGGCGGUGAAGGAGGCCACCGAUGUUGCUGCUGAAAUAAAGAGAAAACUGGAGAAAAAGGAAAAGAAGCGCAAGAAGAAGGAAAAGAAGUUGAAGGAGCUGGAGGCCAACGGAGAAACAAACGGCGAUGUGGAGGUGGAGAACGGAGAGGAUGAAUCACCGACACCCAAAAAGAAGAAAAAGAAGGAAGCAGCUGAGGUGAAGGCAGAAGAACCAGCAGCAGAGAACGGAUCAGAGACCCCAGCAAAGAAGAAAAAGAAAGCUAAGGCUGAGGUUGAAGAGGACAAUGGUGUCGCCGAGGAAACAGAAGCUCCAAUUAAAAAGAAAAAGCGAAAAUCGGAAGCUGUGGCGGAAGAACCUGCUGAGGAGCCUGAAGCUCCAGUUUCUGAGAAGAAAAAGAAAAAAAAGAAGGCUGCAGACUGAGCGAGGCCAAAGACUCUUGUAUAGUUUUUUUGUUUUUUUUAAUGCCAUUUGUUUUUAUGAGCAGUUGUGUUCAGUUAGUCAGAUGCUCGUGUCGGUGCCUUGAACUCGGACACUUUCUGUAAAUAAAGUGUUUAGCCAUGAA
Messenger RNA from Synchiropus splendidus (mandarinfish), 1933 nucleotides. It is a transcript of the gene nop56, whose product is annotated as NOP56 ribonucleoprotein homolog. The coding region runs from base 100 to 1791 and encodes 563 amino acids. Gene Ontology annotation, molecular function: snoRNA binding. The record is from RefSeq and is a predicted model, not a curated record. The transcript has 12 exons. Gene Ontology annotation, cellular component: box C/D methylation guide snoRNP complex; small-subunit processome. Lineage: Eukaryota; Metazoa; Chordata; Actinopteri; Syngnathiformes; Callionymidae.